Molecule: messenger RNA, 1287 nt
Organism: Alternaria ethzedia
Lineage: Eukaryota; Fungi; Ascomycota; Dothideomycetes; Pleosporales; Pleosporaceae
Exons: 3
Coding region: 1-1287 (428 amino acids)
Molecular function (GO): FAD binding
Source: RefSeq, a predicted model, not a curated record
AUGCCGUCCGCGACGCAACCUCUCAAUAUCCUGCUAUCAGGCUCCGGCAUCGCCGGUCCUGUAACAGCGUACUGGUUGCACCGCUUCAUGCCUACCUGCCAGAUCACCAUCGUAGAGAGAUCACCCGAACCAAGAUUAGGUGGACAAGCCGUCGAUCUUCGCUCCUCAGCUCUGCCUAUCGUGAAGAAGAUGGGAAUCCUGGAAAAGGUGAAAGAGAAGACUACUACAGAAGUUGGUAUGCAGUUCGUAUACCGAGAUGGGGAAAGGCGCGCAACGUUUGAGGCUACUGGAGAGGAGGAGAGACAAAGCGCAACAAGCGAGUACGAAAUCCUAAGAGGAGAUAUGGCACGCAUUGUCUACGAGCUCACAAUAUCCAACCCAAACAUCAAAUACGUCUUCGGCGAAAUGGCCACAGAGGUCCAACAAGACGAAUCCAAAGGCGGCAAAGCACUCGUCACUUUCGCAAACGGCAAGCUCCCACCCACGGAAUUUGACGUCGUCAUCGGCGCCGAUGGCCAAAUGUCGCGAACCCGUCGCAUCGUGUUCGGACACGGACCCAAGAACGACGACUUUCUACACCGUCUCGGCCAAUACUCUGCUCUCUUCACCAUGCCCCGUGAACCCGUAGACACCCAGUACGCACAGUGGUACAACGCCUCGCGUGGUCGCUUGUUCCUUCUAAGACCUGACCAGUACGGCACUACGCGUGCGUAUCUCGCCAUUACCGACGGGAAUCUUAGCCGCUUCGAAGAGAUAGAUAAGCUAUUGAAGAAAGGGACUAGGGAGGAGCAGCAAGCGUGGUUCGAGAAGGAGUUCGAGGGUGCAGGAUGGCAGACUGAGCGUUGUAUACGCGAGAUGAAGAGGGCGGAUGACUUCUAUAUGCAGCAGAUUGCACAGGUCAGGAUGGAUACUUGGCACAAAGGGUGUGUGGCCCUGGUGGGUGAUGCGGCGUACUGCCCCAGUCCGAUUUCUGGUGUCGGUACUGGUGCAGCAAUCGUAGGCGCAUACGUUCUCGCAGGCGAGAUCUCGCGCUCUCAAGAUGACAUCCCCACCGCGCUCACCAACUAUGAACGCAUUACACGCGAAUAUGUCGACAAGGCGCAGAAACUCAUCCCCGGAGCCCCGCAAAUCGCAAACCCACAGACGGAAUGGGGAAUCAAGGUCUUCAACACCGUGACCGGGACUUUGUCACAUCCGUUCAUCCAGAAGUUCAGUGGUGUGAUUGGAAAGAUCAUCCCAGCAUUUGGGUCAUCAAAGAUUUGGAGCCCGCCGGAGUAUGGGUUGUGA